CAUCAACUUUGGAACACCAGCCCGAUGGGAGACACAGCCAAGGUGAUUUACACAGUAGCGGAGGUGCUCAUUGCAGUCUGCUGCUGUCUGGGUAACAUGCUGGUUAUUUUUGCACUGUGGAAUACGAAAAGCAUCAGAAAGCCCACGUUCUGCCUGAUCGUCUCUCUGGCUGUGGCUGACUUCUUGGUUGGAUGUGUGGUCAUACCGUUUGCUGUGCUGGUGGACGACCGAGUGGAGACUUCAUUCAACACCUGCCUCUUCCUCAGCUGCGUGGUCAUCCUGUUGACAUGUGUUUCAGUCCUGUGCCUGCUGGCGAUUGCUGUGGACCGUUACCUCCGGGUUUAUAUCCCUCUUAGGUACAAGAGGAUUGUAACUCAGAGAUACAGUUAUCUUGUGGUGGCUGCAUGUUGGUUUCUUGCAAUACCACUGAGUUUUGCUCCAAUGUUUGGAUGGAACACCUCCAAAACCCAGAAUGUGUCAGCCAGUUCUACAAUUCCCUGCAAGUUCAUAAGUGUGAUUCCCAUGUCCUACCUGGUAUAUAUAAACUUUUUUGUGUGUUCCUUGACACCUCUCUUGGUGAUGACGAGUUUGUACACCUAUGUCUUCUGCACCAUUCGAGCAAACCUUAGGGAGAAACCAGGAAAUGCACCCAAAAACCAGUCAGAGAACUAUCUCAGGAAAGAGAAACAGCUGGCAACAUCUCUGUCUUUAGUUUUGGCCUUGUUUGCUGUGUGCUGGAUCCCACUACAUGUAAUGAACUGCAUAAUUUACUUUAGCGAGAAGAAAGAUGUUCUAACAUAUAUGACUUUGUAUUUUGGCAUUGCCCUUUCUCAUGCUAAUUCAGCUGUUAACCCAGUUGUUUAUGGGUUCAAGAUACACAAGAUCAAAGCAGCCUAUCUGAAUAUGUGGAAAAAGUAUAUCUCUCAUCCAGCACAAACCCAAGAACCGCAGAUAAGUCAGACGUCAGACUCCAAUACCAGCAAUAAAAUUGCGACCAGUGAUGACUGAAGGAUUAUUUAUGUGCUUGUUUGAUUCUGAAAACCAAGUCAAGAUGUUUUUUUACACUUUGUUAUAAGUAGGA
Cololabis saira (Pacific saury) is the source of this 1081-nucleotide messenger RNA. RefSeq names its product adenosine receptor A1-like. Gene Ontology annotation, molecular function: G protein-coupled adenosine receptor activity. NCBI's taxonomy places the organism in Eukaryota, Metazoa, Chordata, Actinopteri, Beloniformes, Belonidae. Gene Ontology annotation, biological process: G protein-coupled adenosine receptor signaling pathway. The record is from RefSeq and is a predicted model, not a curated record. The coding region runs from base 25 to 1008 and encodes 327 amino acids. The transcript has 2 exons. Gene Ontology annotation, cellular component: membrane; dendrite; synapse.